Myodes glareolus (Bank vole) is the source of this 2269-nucleotide messenger RNA. The record is from RefSeq and is a predicted model, not a curated record. NCBI's taxonomy places the organism in Eukaryota, Metazoa, Chordata, Mammalia, Rodentia, Cricetidae.
AAGCAGUGCAAAUUUAGAGGGUACAAAGAUUGUUCCACUGCACCCGCCCCACCAACAAAGACUUAUCUGAGCCACACUGAUUUAGAAUGUAUGUUGGCUUUGUGCUCUGAGAUGGGAAAGCCAUUUGACACUAUUUCCUGUGUGUGUCCCACCCAUUUCCUUCUUGAUGGUGAGCCUUAAACAAGAAUCCUUUUGUAUGGUAAAGAGCCUAUGGCUUUGCUUAUUCAAAUACUGACUUUUGUUGUCUUACAGGCUCUUAGGCCCUGAGUAAGGACAUCCUCUCUUCCCAGGUUGUCAUGGCUUCAGACUCACGGGGUGACCCCUCCAGGAGAGGAGCACACUCAAAGGUGAGGUUGCCUAGGCUGCUGGAGGUCCUGAGCGCUCUGGAGGGGGAUGAGUUUGACAGCAACAGGGAGGAGAUUUUCUUUGCACCCCCCAACAAUGUCCAGGACUUCACUGAUGAGGACUAUGGUGAGGAAGACCAUGGCCAGAAUGGUACCCAGUCGCCUGGCUGGGUGCUGCAUGCUUCAGUCGUGUCUGAGGACUCAGACCCCCAGGAGGAGGGGGACUAUGACAAGCCAGAGCUGCAACCAGCCAAGAAAAGGCGGAGGACAGCAGUGGAACCUCGACGUGUUUGGACCGAGAGAGACACCCGGCCAGACAUUGGUAGCUGGAGCUCAGAUCCUCAUAUAGAAGUGAAAACCAAGGAGCUGAGUCCCAUAGGCCUCUUUGAACCGUUUUUUGUACGAACAAUCGGUUUCAUUGUUAAUGAAACCAAGCGUUAUGCUCAACAGAAAAAUAUCACCCUCAGUCUCACAGCCCAGGAACUGAAGUGUGUUUUGGGCAUCUUGAUUUUAAUUGGAUACAUCUCCUACCUAAGGCAGUGGAUGUUUUGGGAGACAGCUCCUGACUCUCAUGGUCACCUUGUGGCUGAUGCUAUUAGAAGGGACAGAUUUGAGCUGACUCUGCAUGUUGCAGAUAACAGUGAACAGGAGAGCAAUCGGUUUGCCAAGGUCAGGCCCCUCAUCGUCCAUAUGAACUGUAACUUCCAGAAGCAUGAUCCCUUGGAGGAGCUCUACAGCUUUGGUGAAUCCAUCUGUGGAUACUUCGUCAGUGGGUCCAAGCUGCUGCACUCGGGGAAGCCGGUCCGUCUAGGCUAUAAGAUUUGUUGUGGAAUGACCAGCAGAGGCUACCUGGUGUGGUUUGCACCUUCACAGGGUUCCCUGUUCACCAAGCCAAACUGGGGCUUGGAUAUAGGAGGCUGUAUGGUGGUCAGAUUUUUGGACGCACUUCAGGAGCGUGGCCCCCGCCCAUACCACAUAUCCUUUGACAAGGUCUUCACAAGCUUCAAACUGAUGUCCAUUUUGAGGAAAAAAAAAAAAAAAGGAGUGAAGGCCACAGGAACUGUAUGUGAGUAAGAGCGUUGUCCUCUCCAGGAUCCCAGAGAACUGAGGAAAAUGAAAAAGGGUUCAUUUGACUACAAGGUGGACGAGCGCGAGAUCCUUGUUCUUUCAGUGUGCCGCUGGCUCAGCAGUCGCGUGGUGAACAUCUGCUGCAAUGCGGUGGGCGUAGAGCCAGUGAGGCUGACCCGCUGCCACCUGGGAGAAGCCAAAGCUUGGACACAGGACCACCCGCCAUCCCUGGUGAAGCUCUAUCGGGAGAAGGCCAGAGGGGUUGACCGGAUGGACCAGAACAUCGCCAAGUACAAGGUGAAGAUCCGUGCCAUGAAGUGGUACUUGAGUUUCAUCAGCUACAUCAUUGACGCGGCCCUCAACAGUGCAUGGCAGCUGCACAGGGUGUACUGUCAGGGCACACACGUGGACCUCCUAGCCCUCAGCAGGAACGUGGCCCACGUGUAUCUGGAGAGCAAUGCAGAUACUUCCUCACAGGGUGGGUGGAGCUGGAGGGCGGAGACUGAAAAUCGCUUCGAUAUGAUUGGACACUGGAUUGUCCAUCAGGACAAGAGGCCCUGGUAUGCCCUCUGCCACUCACAGGCCAACACCCGCUGUGAGAAGUGCCAGAAGGGUGUCCAUGCCAAGUAUUUCCGGGAGUACCACACUCCGUGAGGCCUGAGACCUGCUUCUUCCAGCUAUAGUGACAUCACCAGGACCCUUUGCAGGUUUUAUUUGUGACACCUUUGACUCUGAUCACUGAUGACUUAGUUUUGUAUUCUCAGGCCCCAACACAAUUCUCUGUUUUAUGUAUUCUAUGCCUACAUGUCAUGUAAAUUAGUAUUUAUGUUUCUAACAGUACGUGUUUGCAGACCUGU